Neurospora tetraspora is the source of this 770-nucleotide messenger RNA. RefSeq lists its product as uncharacterized. NCBI's taxonomy places the organism in Eukaryota, Fungi, Ascomycota, Sordariomycetes, Sordariales, Sordariaceae. The coding region runs from base 287 to 568 and encodes 93 amino acids. The transcript is spliced from 2 exons. The record is from RefSeq and is a predicted model, not a curated record.
CUCGGACACAAUGCCGCCCGGACCUGGCAGACCAGCAUUGCAGGAACCAGACUACCAUCAAGAAAUCAAGAAAAAAGUUAAAAGAACACAACAUCCUGCUUUCUCUCUCCGUUUCCAAGCAUCCAGCAUCCAGCAUCAAGAACCAAGUACCAGCCCUCGUCCAUAGCCCCUCACCCAAUACCUCUUCCGUACCUACUUAAAUACCUACCUGCCAACCAGUUCAUCGCCUCUUCACCACCUCUUCACCACCUCUCCAUCCUCUCUAAACCCCAAGCCCGCCGUCAAAAUGAAGUUCCUACUCAUGCUCCUCACCCUCGCCGCCGGCCUCGUCGCCGCCCAAGACAUCUCCGAUAUCCCCGCGUGCGCUCAGCCGUGCAUCGCCGACGCCGUCUCCUCCGCCACCGACUGCUCGGUCACCGACUACAAAUGUAUCUGCAUCCCGGACAACGCGCAGGCUAUCGCCUCAGCUGGCGCGCCGUGCGUGGUGGAGAAGUGUGGGAGUGAGGUUGCUAUUAAUGUAGUCCUCCCUGCUGUUGAGAAGUUCUGUGACGAGGUUAAUGCUUCCUAAAGUGGGCUUCUUGUAUCUGCGUCUACCUACGAGUCUACCUAUGAAGCUUGGUAGCUACGCUGUGGCCUUUGGACAAGGCAAUGGACGACGAAUGAGACUUCUGUGUUCGAACCGGACAAAAUGUGGUGUGUGCUGUGGACGAGCUACCAGAGGAAGCAACAUUGAAGAACAUAACGCAAGCUGGGACAGUAUUGAACUGUGG